Molecule: messenger RNA, 2484 nt
Organism: Equus caballus (horse)
Lineage: Eukaryota; Metazoa; Chordata; Mammalia; Perissodactyla; Equidae
Source: RefSeq, a predicted model, not a curated record
CAGGACCUGGCGGGGAUGGCGCGGGCGCAGCGGCGCCAACUCCUCCCCGUGCGCAGAGACCGUAGGGGGCGACUGGGCACUUUGAAGGCAGUCUUCCUCUUUUUCGCCUCCGUGUGCGCCUGGUACUCCGGGUACCUGCUGGCAGAGCUCAUUCCAGACGUAUCCCUGUCCAGUGCUGUUUACAGCAUCCGGAGCAUUGGUGAGAGGCCUGUCCUCAGAGCCCCAGCCCCUAAAAGGCAAAAAUGUGACAUCUGGACCUCGUGCCCCCCGAACACCUAUGCCUACCGGUUACUCAGUGGGGGUGGCAGGGACAAGUAUGCCAAGAUCUGCUUUGAGGAUGAGCUGCUCAUAGGAGAGAAGACUAGAAAUGUUGCAAGAGGAAUAAAUAUUGCCAUUGUUAACUAUGCGACUGGGAAAGUGAUAGCAACACGGUAUUUUGAUAUGUAUGAAGGUGAUAACUCUGGACCGAUGACCAAUUUUAUUCAGAGUGCUCCCCCGAAGUCCCUGCUCCUCAUGGUGACCCACGAUGAUGGCAGCAGCAGACUGAAGGAGGACGCCAAGAAGGCCAUAGAAGCUCUUGGAAGUAAAGAAGUCAGGAACAUGCGAUUCAGGUCGAGCUGGGUAUUUCUCACAGCAAAAGGCUUUGAACUUCCUGCAGGAAUUGAGAGAGAAAAGAUCAACCACUCUGACAAUUCGAGGAACAGAUAUUCUGGCUGGCCUGCAGAGAUACAGAUAGAAGGCUGCAUCCCGAAAGAGCCAAGCUAACGUUGCACAGGAGACGCCUCAUGGAUCCAGGAAUACCAGAUCCCCACGCCCAGUGACUCGAGUCCAGGCAUGCGUCUGAUGGGGGUUAAGAAAUGAAGUCAUUGCCAAGCAUCCGUUCUAACCUCCUUCUGGAGCCUGGCUAAGAGAAGAGCUAGGAGACUCCGAUGCCAGGUUACCAUUGCUUCUCGGGGCCUCCGGUUUCUCAUCUGUAAGAUGGAGGAUUUGGGAAAGAUGAAAUGAUUUCAAGCCCUUUGAUCAGCAGGACCCCUUUUACAAACACGCUAGCACAUGGCAUCCUGAAUUUCAACGUCCUCAAAGUAACAACUGCCCCAACUCUCAGUGGCUUACAACAGUGUUGAUUUCUCCUUCGUGUUACAUGUGGGCCACGGGGCCGCCUCAGCUCAGCCCAGGGCGCUGGGAGCCAGAUCAGAGCGGGGUCCCUAUCAGGCAUGGAAGCCAAGAAGAGCAGAAAUCCAGCUGCCCCACAGCUGCUGCCAGGACACCGUGUGAGCACCUGAUCCUCGCAUCCCGGUGCCCUGCCCUGUGGAUGUCAACCACGUGGCAGUGGGUGGGGGACUGUCCUCCCACAGGAAAGGGGUGAAUCUUUGUGAGCAGGAAGACAACGACCACUGAAAGCCAAGCAGUGCUCUGGCCCAGAGAGGACCGUGGGGCCUGCUGGCCUCCUGCCUGGCCCUCACCCCUCAGGGAGCAGGGCCUCUCUCUGCAGAGGAGUCUGCAAACCCAGGAUGGGAUCUUGGCUCGGGCCCUGAUAUGGGCUAAAUUCUGUCCCCCCAAAAUUCAUAAGUUGAGUCCAAACACCCAGUCCCUCAAAACAUGACCUUAUUUAGAAAUACGGUCAUUGCAGAUGGAAUAAGUUAGAGUAGGGAGGACCCUAAGCCAACAUGACCGGUGUCCUUAUAAAAAGGGGAAAUUUGGAGACACACACAGACACAGGGAGAGCACCAUGUGAAUGAAGACAGAGAUCAGGUGAUGCUUCAAAAGCCAUGGAUUGCCAAGGAUUGCCAGCAGCCAGCAGGAGCUGGGAGAGAGGAUGGAACAGAUGCUCCCCCAGAGCCUUUGGAGGAAGCACAGCCCUGCUGACACCUUGAUUUUGGCCUUCUGGCCUCCAGAACCGUGAGAGAAUAAAUUUCUGUUGUUUUAAGCCCCUCAGGAUUGUGGUGUUUUGUCACAGCAGCCCCAGGACACUAACGUAGGCCCUUUUAGGUUCUAAACUCUUUGAUACACAUAGGCAUUUCUGUAUUAAGAAGAGGUGGGAGCGUAGUUUUACUCUGGCCGAAAUUACCACAUUUUCACGGCAUCAUUGAUCUUAACUCGCUGUAAUAGGGCAGGCCUUGGGCACUCCUGAGCAGGCUCUCCAGGAAUCCUGCCUGGGCGCUGAACACCACCAGCACCACCACCCCCGCCAGCAUCCUGUGACAGCCCUGGGGCCCCUUCCCUCAGCUGGCCCUGCCGCUCUUACUGCUGCCCUCCCUAGGGCCCAGGACUCUGAGUUGUUUGUGUCCUAUUCCCGCCUACAGGGCACUGGGGGUGGAGACCGGCAUCGCCCCUACCUCAUGCCCCAGACUGGGGAUGCCCUCCAACAUCUGUUCUCAGGAUGGCACCGGCUGAUGCUCCCCUGGAAAGCUUGGAACGCCUGUCCCAAAAUAUAGAACUGACUAAAAACAUCUUAGUUGUGACCCAGCUGUAUUUCUUUCUCCA